Messenger RNA from Centruroides sculpturatus (bark scorpion), 1995 nucleotides. RefSeq names its product choline O-acetyltransferase-like. NCBI's taxonomy places the organism in Eukaryota, Metazoa, Arthropoda, Arachnida, Scorpiones, Buthidae. Gene Ontology annotation, molecular function: choline O-acetyltransferase activity. The transcript is spliced from 15 exons. Gene Ontology annotation, biological process: neuromuscular synaptic transmission; acetylcholine biosynthetic process. The record is from RefSeq and is a predicted model, not a curated record. The coding region runs from base 113 to 1144 and encodes 343 amino acids. Gene Ontology annotation, cellular component: neuron projection; cytoplasm.
UUAAUAUCAUCAACGAUUAUUGUGCAACGAAAUAUUUUCAUUGUUUCAACUUUAACAAAAGUGUUCGGCAAAUUGUUGCAAUUCGAGCUCCUUGUACAAAAACGAAGAAAAAAUGUCUGCAAUGAAAGAAAGUGAAUUGCCGAAGCCGUCGGUUCCCGAGCUCUCCGUCAUUCUAAACAGAUUCUUGGAAGGAAUCAAAGCAUUUGUCCCGGGUGACAAAUACGAGGAAGCUCGAAGAUUAAUCGAAGAUUAUAAAACGUCGGAAGAAAUGCAAAAGCUGCAAGGGUUCUUGAAGGAAUAUGCAGAAAGCCAUGAAAAUUACGUGACCGAAUUCUGGCUGAAAGAAACUUUGAAAAAUCCUUUGCCUCUCCCCAUCAACUCCAGUCCCUUCUUACUGCUGCCGAAACAAGAAUUCAAUAUGGAUGACGAAAGAUUUCGCUUCAUAGCGACAUUUAUCAUAUUUUCGCUUAUGUUCAAGGAAAGAGUUGACAGAGGUGAGUUAAAAGAAGAAUUUGCUGUAAGUCAAGAAAAAGAGAAUGCACUUUCCAUGGCCACGUAUCGUCACUUCUUCACGGCUUACAGGAUACCAGGCGCUAUUAAAGACGAGCACAUUUUUAGUGAAGGCGGCCGAUAUUUCAUUGUGGCGUGUAACAAUCAGUUAUUUCAAGUGGAGGCGACUUCUUUUAUAGACAGUUAUACAAGUGAAAGCGCUCUCAUAAAAGAGCUCAAGAAAAUAGAAGCGUUAAGUAAGAAGAAGCCACACUACCCGCCAGUGGGAAUUCUCACGGCUCUCAAUCGAAAAGAAUGGGCGAGUAUAAGAGAACAAAUGAUCAAAAACGAAAAUAAUAAAGAGUCCGUUCGGAUUAUUGAAAAUUGUCUGUUUGUGGUGUGCAUGGACGAAUCGAUCGAAGAUCUGAGGAAAGACACAAAAUCGAAAAGCUAUUACUUCGAAGAUAUGGCUCACCACAUCCUUCAUGGCAAUAAAAGCAGACAUUCCACGGGUAAAAGAUGGUUCGAUAAAUUUAUUCAGUUUAUCGUGACCAAAAAUGGUGUAAAUGGAAUUGUGAUCGAACGUUCGGUGUCGGAAGGGAUUGAGGUUUUAAGAUUCUGUGAAGAAUUCCUGGAUUUCGUGAAAAAAACUUAAAGAGACUUCCUCUGCGAUCAGAUGACGAAACGGAGAGAGUUACAAGACUUAAGUGGAAUAUCAGCGAAUCUCUGGCAAAAGAGAUCAAAAAUGCAUCUGCCGUCACAGACGCAAUGAUCGACACGUUAGAACUUAAUGAAUUUAGUUUUAUCGAUUACGGCAAAGAAUUUUCGGAGAAACACGAAAUCAAUCCGGAUGUGUUCCUUCUGUUGUGUUUGCAGUUGACAUACUUCAGAACGCAUGGCAAAGUGACGGCCACUUACGAAAGUGGAGCUUUGAGGAAAUUCAGAUUCGGUCGCGUCGACAACAUCCGCGCUUCCAGCCAAGAGGCUUUGGAUUUCUCAAAGUCCAUGUUAGAUCCUUCCCUGAGUCAGACUGAAAAAUGGGAGAAAUUCCAAAAAGCCGUGAAAAACAAACCGAAAUCCUUCUUUAUACAAUCAACGGAGAAGGACCAGAUAACCAUCUACUAUGCUUAAAGUAAAUGGCUGCUCUGCACGGCUUACAAGAACCGGCACUUUAUGAAACAGAUUAUUACAAAGAGUUUUUGAAUUUCCGCUUAGCGACCAGUCAGUUUCCCACGACCUACUACAUCUUAGUUGGAUACGGUCCUGUGAUGCCCGAUGGAUACGGAUGUUCGUACAAUCCACAGGAGGGUCAUGUCGACUUUUUCAUUUCUUCGUUCAUAAACGACUCCUCGACGGACUCGGAGAGAUUUGCACGGAAUUUGCACAUGAGCUUGAUGGAUUUGAAGGAGUUUUGUGAGAGUGGGAAGACUGCAGUUUCCAUCAGCUCACCGACAAAGACUGCAGUUAAAACCGAAGCAAAGUAAUUGAAUGAAGAAAUUUUAAGCU